AUGCGGGCACAUCAAACGGUGCAACGCGUGAAAUCAUCGCAAUAUCGAUUUCGAGCGAGAGCCAAGCCCUUCACCCUCCACUGUUCUCUUCUUCUCCUUGUUCUUUGUUAUGCUUUUGCUGGUGGAAUGAUCUUCAAUCGAUUGGAAGCUGAUGCAUUAAAAGAACAUCAAGACAAGGAGCUAAUGACAAAGAUUGAUUGCAUCAAAAAGAAACUCUCGCUGAUCGAGCAUCUUCCUCAUAAAGACAAGCGAGCGAUCAACGCAACUGCUUAUCGAUUAUCGCCUUGUUUCACCCCGGAGAAAGAUGAGCGCUCGGAGUGGAGUUUUGUGACGGCCACUUUGUAUGGAUUUGGAAUUGUGACGACUUUGGGCUACAAUCGAAUAGCCCCAAUCACUCAAGCGGGUCGAAUUUUCUGCAUCGCUUACGGGAUUUGCGGGAUUCCGAUUACGAUGAUCAUCAUCGCUAAUGUCGGUCAAUAUCUCAAUCAAUUUGCCGGUGAUUCAAGAAGAAUGCUCGAAGAGUAUCGACAACGGCGCAGAAUGUCAAAGGCUUCGUUGAGUGGUGAAGAAUAUAAAGAAUCUUCAAUUCAAGUGACCUCGCUAGUUCUGUUAAUUGUCUUCUUGUUAUAUGUGGCUCUUGGAGCUCUGUUGUUGCCAGCUUUGAAUGGCCAGGUCGAUUUCCUAAACGGGCUUUACUACAAUUUUCUGUGUUUGACCGCGAUCGAUUUCGGGCAACUCGUCCCAUCAAAAGUGGUAUUUCUCCCAAUCACUUUCCUCUACGUUUGUCUAGGACUUGCUAUCACAACCAUUGCUAUUGAUAUUGGCUCGGAGUACAUGAAAAAGUUGCAUUAUCUUGGGAAAAAGAUGAAAGACGCCGCGCAGACAAAGAUCUGGUUUGGUGGAAAGGCAAUGAAAGUGAAAGAUUUGCUGCACGCGGUCGGCAAAAAAUGUGGCAUCGAUCCGUCAGCGAUCGAUGCUUUGGAUUUGGAGAAUGUUGUUGAGCGAACUAUUGCUAUUGCGGAAGGCAAAGAACCACCACCGGAUAUUAAUGAGGAUGAGGAGGAGCCACCAAUUGAGCCAGAACCGAGAAGUGAACCAAUGAGUCCUGAGAGUCCAGAGCAAGAAGAAGCCCCGCUAUUGACGAAUCAAACGACUCCAAAGAAAACACCAAAGACUUCAAUAUGUAGCCAAGCUCCUUCACUGAUCGAACCGGAUCUGAUAAUCCGAAAUCCGACAUUUCAAUCUCUAUCGAACGAUUUGUAUAUUUGUUCUCCUGUAGAAGAGACUCAACCCUCUUUUCCCGAAUCGAUUCGCUUAGAAAUGCCGGAGGAUUUCGAUGAUGACGGAGAGCUUGAAGAGGAUAAUCACAAUAUUCAGAUAAUGAAACCGCCGGAUAUCAUGGAUGAAGUUGAAUUGCAACAUGUGACAAUCGAAAUCCCAGAUGAAGAGCCGAAACGGCGACGGAGUCGAGUGAGGGAAAGUUUUGAUGAAGAUAGAGUUCCCCGAAAGUUCCGCGAAAAAAAACUCGUUUAUGCGACCGAUGCGAAGAAGUUGUACGAAACAUAUCAAGAGGAAUGGGGACGACUCGAGCGAUUGUCGGCUCGCCUUGGUCCCCGUAGAAAGUCAGUGUUGGCGUUGGCCUCAUCCCCCACGAGACAGGACAGUUACAGUGGCGAUGAAGGGCCGUCAACAUCCCGUCAACCCUCACCCCAUAGAGAUAGUCGUGAUAGUGGAGAAUCGAGUAAUGUCAGCAGAAAAUCG
This is a messenger RNA of Mesorhabditis belari, 1761 nucleotides long. NCBI's taxonomy places the organism in Eukaryota, Metazoa, Nematoda, Chromadorea, Rhabditida, Rhabditidae. The record is from the annotation of a GenBank genome assembly.